AUGUUAGUUGUAUUGUUAUUCUUGAUUGCUGGAGUGAGUGCGUUUUUUGGAGACUUCUUCAAUCAACAUCAAAACUUCCAGCAACAACAAGCACAACCACAAACUCCUGAACAAGUUGAACAAUCUGUAUUGAAUAAUGGAUGUAAAGAAUAUUUAUGUCCUGAUACAUUGUCUUGUGUCCGUACUCCAAAUGAUUGCCCUUGUAAAUUCCCAUCAUCACAACUCAGAUGUGUGUUGCCAGACGGGAGUUUUAUGUGCAUAUCGAAGCCGGCUGGUGAUAUUUCAGAAAAGUACAAUGACCCAUCAAACAACUGGAAAAUUGAUGCUGGUGGAGACGUCCGUGAUUGUGGGUGGGUCUCCAGAGCCUGGAAUGGCUUAGUAUAA
[Candida] anglica is the source of this 384-nucleotide messenger RNA. The record is from the annotation of a GenBank genome assembly. NCBI's taxonomy places the organism in Eukaryota, Fungi, Ascomycota, Pichiomycetes, Serinales, Debaryomycetaceae.